UUUGUGGGCUAAACCAUUGUUCACUGGAGGGAAGCUGUGUGUUUACAACUGGAUGUUGAAGCUUAACAGUCAAAAGUUGGAAGAUUGAUGAUGAGAAAUUCACAUAUUUUAGCAUUUAUGCUGGAUAAAGUGGGGAGGCGAGCAGGCUGUAAAACCUGAUUAAAGUUGGUAUCUGCCACACAAACAAGAUCAGACAUGGUGUUUUCCCGCCACUUGCACCUCCUCUCACAUCCUCUUUUAAAUUUCAAAGACGGUUCACGUGGCUGAAGAGAAGGACAAAAUGGCGUUGAGGACGUUAGAGGCGAAGUGGAAAGCAGCCCUGGUCUCCAUCCUGGAGGAGCUCACCGAGCAAGAAUUCAAAAAGUUGCUGUUCAAACUGAACACAAUCCCUCAAGGUGUGAAGUUUGGCAAGACCAGACAAGAUAUCCCUCAUAUAAUCGUCCAGUACUAUGGGACAGAGAAGUCCAUCUCUGUCAUAGAUAAAGAAAUGAAGCUGAUACCGAGGAACGACGCUGCAGUCCAGCAGCUGCUGCUCCCCUUUGUGGAGAAACUGAAGGCACAGCAGCAGAAAAUCAAAGAAGAAAAGAGCAAAGUUACAACUGACAAGAAGCCCAAACCUGCGGCUGAGAAGAGGAGCAAAGUUGCGGCUGAAUCAGGACUAGUGGCUAAGAAGCCAAAACCUGCAGCUGAGAAGAAGAGCAAAGUUGCAGCUGGAUCUGGACCAGUGGCCAAGAAGCCCAAACCUGCAGCUGAGAAGAAGAGCAAAGUUGCAGCUGGAUCUGGACCAGUGGCCAAGAAGCCCAAACCUGCAGCUGAGAAGAAGAGCAAAGUUGCAGCUGGAUCUGGACCAGUGGCCAAGAAGCCCAAACCUGCAGCUGAGAAGAAGAGCAAAGUUGCAGCUGGAUCUGGACCAGUGGCCAAGAAGCCCAAAUCUGCAGCUGGGACGACGAGCAAAUUUGCAGCUGACUCAGGAGCUGUGGCCAAGAAGCCCAAACCUGCAGCUGUGUUGUUUGUUUCUUCUCUUAAAGAUCAACUGAAGAGCUGCCGACCUGACGAGAUGCUUCCUUUCGGAGCUGUGAAGCCUCAACAGACAGUGACGCAGGAAUCAUCCAUGCAACCAACUGGAUCCAUGGAAACUAAGAUGCUUCCUUUCGGAGCUGUGAAGCCUCAACAGACAGUGACGCAGGAAUCAUCCAUGCAACCAACUGGAUCCAUGGAAACUAAGAUGCUUCCUUUCGGAGCUGUGAAGCCUCAACAGACAGUGACGCAGGAAUCAUCCAUGCAACCAACUGGAUCCAUGGAAACUAAGAUGCUUCCUUUCGGAGCUGUGAAGCCUCAACAGACAGUGACGCAGGAAUCAUCCAUGCAACCAACUGGAUCCAUGGAAACUAAGAUGGCGUUGAGGAUGUUAGAGGCGAAGUGGACAGCAGCCCUGGUCUCCAUCCUGGAGGAGCUCACCGAGCCCCAGUUCAGUAAGUUGCUGUUCAAACUGGACUCAAUCCCUCAAGGUUUGAAGUCUGGUAGGACCAGACAAGAUAUCCCUCAUAUAAUCGUCCAGUACUAUGGGACAGAGGAGUCCAUCUCUGUCAUAGAUAAAGAAAUGAAGCAGAUACCGAGGAACGACGCUGCAGUCCAGCAGCUGUUGCUCCCCUUUGUGGAGAACCUGAAGAAAAAACAGCAGAAAAUCAAAGAAAAAAAGAGCAAAGUUACAACUGAGUCAGGCCCAGUGGCCAAGAAGACCAAACCUGCAGCUGAUCAACUGAAGAGCUGCCGACCUGACGAGAUGCUUCCUUUCGGAGCUGUGAAGCCUCAACAGACAGUGACACAGGAAUCAUCCAUGCAACCAACUGGAUCCAUGGAAACCAAGAUGCUUCCUGUCGGAGCUGUGAAGCCUCAACAGACAGUGACGCAGGAAUCAUCCAUGCAACCAACUGGAUCCAUGGAAACCAAGAUGCUUCCUUUCGGAGCUGUGAAGCCUCAACAGACAAUGACACAGGAAUCAUUCAUGCAACCAACUGGAUCCAUGGAAACCAAGAUGCUUCCUUUCGGAGCUGUGAAGCCUCAACAGACAGUGACGCAGGAAUCAUCCAUGCAACCAACUGGAUCCAUGGAAACCAAGAUGCUUCCUUUCGGAGCUGUGAAGCCUCAACAGACAAUGACACAGGAAUCAUUCAUGCAACCAACUGGAUCCAUGGAAACCAAGAUGGUUCCUGUCGGAGCUGUGAAGCCUCAACAGACAGUGACGCAGGAAUCAUUCAUGCAAGCAACUGGAUCCAUGGAAACUAAGGUUCAGAGUGCUGCUGUCCAGACUGGGAGGAUUACAAUAAUCAGGAUCAAAAGAUCCAAUAAAUUCUACACUCACCUGGUGGUAGAGUUCAACGACCGGCUGCAGACUGUUUUUGUGACAACUCGACUUCUGGCAAACGCAUUUGGCUACAUAGCGAAUGAUGAUUUUAUGGAGAGAUUCUCUUAUGAAAUACCGCUCACAGCAGAAGCAAAAAUACAAGGAAAUAAAAUUAUAGAGAUCAAAAACAGGUAAAAAUGUUCUACAGAUAUUUGUAGAUCAGGGUGAUGUUGGUUUGCUUGUGCUUCAACUGAGUUGGUAAUUACAGAAGAGUUGCAGAUAUAUUUCCACCAAGCUGUCCAGUUCAGUUUGUUACACAUUAGAACGUUACUUUUGUGUUUGCAUUAGCAAAAUGUUGGGACCCGCCAUCAAGAUGGUGGCAAGUGACCACAUGAACUCAAACUUGUUUGUAGGCCAUGCAAACAUCUUGAGACAAGUAGCCAGCCAUCUUAGAUUGAUAUUGUGUUUUAAACCUUUAUUAUCUUGUAAAUAAAUGUUUGUGGAUUAUA
Messenger RNA from Sebastes umbrosus (honeycomb rockfish), 2853 nucleotides. RefSeq names its product titin-like. The transcript is spliced from 25 exons. The record is from RefSeq and is a predicted model, not a curated record. Bases 281 to 2539 code for a protein of 752 amino acids. NCBI's taxonomy places the organism in Eukaryota, Metazoa, Chordata, Actinopteri, Perciformes, Sebastidae.